AUGGCGAAGACCUCCCCAGCUCUGUGCCUUGCCCUACUCCUUCUUCUUGUGGUCCUACAAUGCGCCCAGUCUAAGAAGCACCAACAGCACCACCAACCACCACAGCUCAUUGUCGACACCCAGACCGGCCCGGUCCAGGGCUUCGUCAAGGACGGCAUCGCUCGCGCCUUCCUGGGCAUCCCCUUCGCUGACCCGCCCCAGCGCUUCGCCGCCGCCGCGCCCGCCUCGCCCUGGUCCGGGGUCUACAAUGCCACCUCGUUCCCGGUGCCCUGCAUUCAGUCGCCCACGCUCGGUAGCGAGGACUGCCUCUACCUCAACGUCUUCACGCCCAAGAACACCCGCGAGGGCGACGACCUGCCCGUCAUGUUCUACGUCCACGGCGGCCGCUACUGGACCGGCCAAUCCGACCAAUACGCCGGCCAGUGGCUCUCCGGCAACGGCCGCGUCGUUCUCGUCACUAUCCAGUACCGGCUGAGCGUGUUCGGCUUCUUCGCGAUGCCCGAGCUGGAGGACCAGGCCGACCUCAACGUCGGAUUCCAGGACCAGAUUCUGGCGAUGCAGUGGGUCAAGGACAACAUUGCCAGCUUCGGCGGCGAUCCCGACCGCGUGACGAUAUUUGGCGAGAGCGCGGGCGGCAACGCCGCGAUGCUGCACACCAUGGUCCACCCCUACUCCGACCCGGGCGCCUUCCUGGGCCAGGCCCAAACCGCCAUCCUACAGAGCACCUGGCAGUGGGUCAUGCCCACGCUGGCCCAGACCAAGGCCGCGUCGCUCAAGUGGGCCGCCAGCCGCGGCUGCAACCAGUCCUCCACCGCCGACGUGCUGGCCUGCAUGCGCGCGCUCCCCGCCGCGAGCAUCGUGCCGCCGACGUCGGAGGCGAUGAUCAACUACUUCCAGCCCUGCGUCGACGGCGUGUUUCUCACGGAUCAGCCCUACAACCUGAUCAAGCGCGGCGAGUACGACACGGACGUGCGGAUCGUGAUCGGCCACACGCAGGACGAGGGCACCUACAUGGCCUACACGCGGACGGGCUUCAAGACGCCGGCCGACAACAUCACCGAGGCCGACUACCUCCGCGCUCUGCGCAACAACAGCCUCGGGUUCAUGCUCACCGACGCCCAGAUCGACGAGGUGCUCGGGUGGUACGCCGCCUCGACCGCCCAGUUGGGCUACUGGUACGGCCUGGCCGAAGUGCUGGGUGACUGGUACAUCAUCUGCGGGUCCAACCUCGCCGCGCACCACUUGGCCAAGCACGGCGGGCCGGUCUACGCCUUCGUGUGGAACUACACCAGUCCCUACAGCACGCAGCCCUUCUUCGGCGCCAGCCACGGCAACGAGCUGCCCUACAUCUUCAACGCCUCGGUCUACGGCGUCACCAACUUUGCGCCGUCGGACUACGUGCUGGCCGCGCGCAUGAUCGCCUCGUGGUCCCGCAUCGCCCACAAGGGCAAGCCGGCCCCGCCCAGCUGGCCCCGGUACAAGCGCAAGAGCCCGCAGGCCUUCAUGUGGGAGCAGGUCGGCACCGACCCCGACCCGCCCACCCGCACCGUCCCCUUCCUCCGCUCCAGCCGGUGCUUCCACUGGGAGCCCAUCUUCUCCGCCGACUCUCUCGUUCAGCCUUGA
This is a messenger RNA of Acanthamoeba castellanii str. Neff, 1623 nucleotides long. Its product is annotated as carboxylesterase superfamily protein. The transcript has 2 exons. Bases 1 to 1623 code for a protein of 540 amino acids. The record is from RefSeq and is a predicted model, not a curated record. NCBI's taxonomy places the organism in Eukaryota, Discosea, Longamoebia, Acanthamoebidae.